Messenger RNA from Argiope bruennichi, 3172 nucleotides. It is a transcript of the gene dpa, whose product is annotated as DNA replication licensing factor mcm4-like. Gene Ontology annotation, cellular component: MCM complex; nucleus. The transcript has 19 exons. Bases 143 to 2683 code for a protein of 846 amino acids. Gene Ontology annotation, biological process: DNA strand elongation involved in DNA replication; DNA replication; double-strand break repair via break-induced replication. NCBI's taxonomy places the organism in Eukaryota, Metazoa, Arthropoda, Arachnida, Araneae, Araneidae. The record is from RefSeq and is a predicted model, not a curated record. Gene Ontology annotation, molecular function: single-stranded DNA helicase activity; single-stranded DNA binding; ATP binding.
GGUUUACGCGCCAAAACAAGAUUGUUUCUCUCAGCAGCGCAAAACUGUACGGCGGAAUUCUCUCUUUUGUCUAUUCAUCUUUUUCUUUUAGAAAAUACAGAAAUUUCAAUCCUUUCUUUCAGGCAGCAAAUAAAACUCAAAAAUGAGGGGACCACGUACCAGAUCUCGUUCUUCAAAUGCUGGUUCCAGUUCUCCUAUACGAGAGCAGAAUUCUAAUAUGGAUAGUGAUCCUUUGUCUCCACCAUCAGAAGACAUGGCUGAUUUUCCAUUGUCAUCACCAGUAGAUCCAAAUAGCAGAGCUGUUUUCAGUGAUUUGGAAAUGAGUUCACCGCUAUGCUAUGGCACACCUAGUUCACAUGGUACAGCUGGUAGUCGCUCUGUUGGCCGAGGCACACCAGUUAGGCAACGACAUGAUAUUCGUAAUGAGAGACGGAUGCGACAAGUUAAUGUUGGCCCUGAAAAUAGUGAUCCUGCUAUGUCUGAUCCAGCUGCACCACAUAGUGAUAAUAAUGCUGGUGGUCCUCAGUUAGUUAUCUGGGGUACUGAUGUUGAGGUCACUAAGUGUCAAAGUAAAUUCAGACGUUUCAUUGAAGAAUACACUGAUGAAAACAUUGAAAUGGACGAGCUAAUUGAAAAUGUUGACUUUCAACGUCCAUUUUACAUGCAAAAGUUGGAGGAGAUUUUUACUAUUGAAGAGCCAUUCUUGAAUGUCAAUUGUGCUCACCUCAACAGCUUUGAUCCUGAACUCUACCGUCAGUUAGUAACAUAUCCUCAAGAAGUUAUCCCAUACUUUGAUAUGGCAGUGAAUGAAAUAUAUUUUGAACGCUAUCCUGACAGUCAGCUACCUCAUCAGAUCCAAGUCCGUCCUUUCAAUGCUGAGAAAACUAAAAAUUUGCGACUUUUGAGUCCAGAAGAUAUUGAUAGACUCAUUACAAUCAGUGGCAUGGUGAUUCGAACAUCCAAUCUAAUUCCUGAAAUGCGUGAAGCAUUCUUCACUUGUAGUGUUUGCCAAGAAACUGUAACUGUUGAAUUAGAUCGUGGUCGUAUAGCUGAACCACAUGUAUGCCAAUCGUGCAACACCAAUUAUACCUUUAGUCUCAGCCACAAUCGAUCUCAGUUCACGGAUAAACAAAUGAUCAAGAUUCAAGAAUCUCCAGAUGACAUGCCACCUGGUCAGACACCCCACACUGUUAUAUUGUAUGCUCAUAAUGAUCUUGUUGACUCUGUUCAACCAGGUGACAGAAUUACUGUGACUGGUAUCUACAGGGCAGCUGCUUCACGUCUUAAUCCCAAACAAAGAAACUUAAAAUCUGUUUAUCGAACACACGUGGAUGUCAUUCACUUUCGUAAAGUAGAUACUAAGCGAUUAUAUGAAGAUAUCGGUGAUGAUGGUGUUGAUCUUCGUUUUACCCCUGAACGUAUUGAAAAGCUUAAAGAAUUAUCUCGAUUACCUGAUAUAUAUGAAAGACUUGCUAGAGCUCUAGCUCCAAGUAUUUAUGAAAAUGAAGAUAUCAAGAAAGGUAUUUUGCUUCAGCUUUUUGGAGGCACUAAAAAGGAUUUUACCAACAAAAGUAAAGGAAAGUUUAGAGCUGAAAUAAAUAUACUUCUGUGUGGUGAUCCUGGUACAAGUAAAUCGCAGUUAUUGCAAUAUGUGUAUAAUCUUGUACCCAGAGGCCAGUAUACUUCAGGUAAAGGCUCUAGUGCUGUUGGUCUGACUGCAUAUGUCACUCGUGAUCCUGAAACAAGACAACUAUGUUUGCAAACUGGAGCAUUGGUGUUAGCUGACAAUGGAAUUUGCUGCAUUGACGAAUUUGACAAAAUGAGUGAUAGUACUCGUUCUAUUCUUCAUGAAGUGAUGGAACAACAAACAUUGUCUAUUGCCAAAGCUGGUAUUAUUUGCCAACUCAAUGCUCGUACUUCAAUAUUAGCUGCAGCAAAUCCUGUAGAAUCACAGUGGAACAAAAAUAAAACCAUCAUUGAGAACAUCCAGCUACCUCACACUCUUUUGUCUAGAUUUGACUUAAUAUUUUUAAUUCUGGAUCCACAAGAUGAAGUAUUUGAUAGAAGGCUUGCAAGGCAUCUAACUUCACUUUAUUAUAAAAGUCCUGAUGAAGAGCAAGAAGAGUUGAUGGACUUGAGUCUAUUGAAAGAUUACAUAGCUUAUGCUCGCACAAACAUUCAUCCUAAAUUAAAUGAAGAAGCAUCUCAAGCUCUUAUUCAUGCUUAUGUUGAAAUGCGUAAAAUUGGAACUGGUCGAGGACAAGUUUCUGCCUAUCCAAGACAGCUUGAAUCACUUAUUCGUCUUUCCGAAGCUCAUGCUAAAAUCCGUUUUUCAAAUGUGGUUGAACUGAUGGAUGUUGAGGAAGCUAAAAGACUGCAUAGAGAAGCUCUGAAGCAAUCUGCAACAGAUCCUUCAUCUGGAAAAAUUGAUAUUUCUAUUUUAACAACUGGAAUGAGCAAUACUGCUCGCCGACGCCGUAUUGAAGUUGGUCAGGUCUUGAAGAAAAUGCUGCAAUCUAAAGCAAAAACAACAAAAACUUUCAAUUAUUUUCAAGUGUAUGAUGAAUUGAAGACCCAGUCUGAACUUAUGAUUACAAAAGACAUGUUUGAAGAAGUUCUGAAAGACCUUCAAGAUGAUGAAUUUCUUGUAGUUACAGGGAAGAGCAAAAUUCGGCUGUGCUAAAAAGAAGAAGAAGAAAAAAAAAAGAACUUAUUAGCAUUUUAUUUCCUUUUUAUAUGUGUAUAUUUUCAUGCUUUAUAUUUACACUGCAGUUGUAGAAUCAAAGAUUUUUUUUUGUAAUUUUUUUUUAUUUGUAUAUAAAGUUUCCUAUGCAACAUUUAUACUAAGUGCCUUACUCACCUUAUCAGAAAAUUUUUUAAGAAAUAACUUUUUAUCUGUGAAUUAGUGGUACAAACUUUUAAAUAUUUGCAUUAAAUGUCUUUCUUGUCUUGUUUUGUUUAGAUUGGAAAUGAAGUUGUUUUAUACCAUAAAUAUUUUUAAUAAUUAUUAAUUACCAUUGUUCACUGUGUGAAUUGGGAGCAAAAUACUGUUAUAGUUUUCUCCCAGUUUGGGCCAUUUAAUUUUUGCGGAAAUUAUUAUUAAAGAUCCUCAAUGAUAAAUAUAUUUUCUGUACUGUAAUAUUUUCCUUGACCUCAAAUAUUACUUAAUAAA